Echinococcus granulosus is the source of this 2079-nucleotide messenger RNA. RefSeq lists its product as hypothetical. The record is from RefSeq and is a predicted model, not a curated record. The transcript is spliced from 4 exons. Bases 1 to 2079 code for a protein of 692 amino acids. Lineage: Eukaryota; Metazoa; Platyhelminthes; Cestoda; Cyclophyllidea; Taeniidae.
AUGCACGUCACACAUGGGAAAUUCAAUCUAGCCUUCAUGGAAGAAUUGCCACCGGUUUGCACUGGCGGAUUCGUGGAAUACAUAGCCGAGCACGUUAAGGGUCUGAAUUGGCAAGGCAUAUCAACCCAUUGUGUCCUUUCUCAAACCGAUCUCAUUCUCUUCCUGUGCAUUUUAUGCAUGUCUUUAGUUGUUCUUUACGGGAAGGAUAAUACCGGUGGAGCCUCUAUUUCCCUUCGAUCGCGUCGUAAAAGUGUGGAAAUUCAAUUACUUUUCAUUGUCUUAAUGAUCACCCUGAUACUUGCGCUUGUGAUCGGUGCUGUCUACACCUGUUUUGCAGCUUGGAGAAUCAGAAUCACCAUCUACAGCUUAACGGACCACAUUGAAGAAGUUGCUGCUUCCUCAAAGCUACUGACAAAUACCUUUAUAAGCGAAGCAUACACAAUAAUGAAUCAAGUAAUUGAAGAUGAUGUUGCGCAGAAUAAUCCGAAAAGUCACUUGAGACCAUUUAUAGAGGAAAUGAAACUUAUCUGGGGUGAUCAGGCCAUGCGUCUAUAUGCAAUGGCUCAGAAACUUAGUCCUCCUAAGGCCUGGUUGCGCCAACAAACUCGCACCAGUCUCCUUCAUUUUAACACGUUCCUCCGUCGUCUUUCCUCCCUCCUUGCUGUUGCGCCCAUCCUCAGUGAGAGUAGCAUCAGAUCGACCAACGAUCUUUUCCUGUCGUACUCAUAUGAGCUGGCGCGUCUAACCCCGCACCCGAUUCUUACGCCAAUAUCUUGGAGAAGCAUACCAAUACUUAACUUCACUGCUACCGAGCUGUGCAAACACAGUACAACGCAUUUCCCGACGUGUGCUGAAGUUGAAUCAUACUUUACAAUGAUUAUAAGCAAAUUGGAGGCUUGGCCGCGAUAUGAGAAAAACCGGGAUUUCACCAAAGUUACGGCUUAUUCCCUGCUUCCUCGUAUGCUAAACGCUGAAGCGCAUGUGGAAAAAUGGUUGCCGUUAGCACAAGACCCUACUGGUAAUAUCCCUUUCCUUUUCGAUGAGUUUCUUGUUUGGGAGAUUGAGAAGGAGAGGAAGAAACUGAACCAAAGCCUUGACGCCCUGCCUCGACAGUGGGCGAACAGCUCAAUUAAGAAGUACUUGGAUGUGGCCGCAGUGUUACCAAUCGUCUUGGCCGGAGCCCUAACACUUCUUGUGGCGAUCUCAAUAGUUGCCUCCCUCUUCAACUCCGACCUUUUCUGUGGUGCACUGCGAUGCAGCCGAGCUAGAAAGGAUGUCCAAAUGGAGAGAUUUGCCUCAUGUUACCUUUUAUUAGUUGCGAUUUUCACAACUAUGCUUUCCGUCACCGGAGUGGGAUGCGGCAUAGUGGGCAGUAUAGGUCAGAGUCAGGAGGUUUGGCAUAAGAUGGAGCAAGCAAAUCUCUCAUAUCAGAUUCCACGAUUUCAGCUUUCCAAAACCUUCAACCAAUUUAGGAAAGCAGUUAAUUUGGAUCAGACCUUCGAUGACCUCUAUGUUGGUAAUAUCACGGAAUACUUACCCGAUCCAUGCAAUGACUACUAUACACAGAUCGGCCUUGCAUUAAGCGCUGUAUCGAAACGCAGCUCCAGAAAGUUGGAUCGGUUGGCCAACUACUUCACUACCAUCGGUGAUUUAAUUGCUUUGUAUAAAUUGAAAUUCGACCAGAUAUCCCAAGCACUUUGCGUGAUUGAGGAAAAUAAAAAGGUACUUGAGCCGCUCAGUCCACUCAUUGAUGUCGGCGAUAAAAUUAUUGGCUAUCUGGUGAACAAGACGAACACCGAGUUGAUUUCCCAGUUCACGAACAACACCGCCGAAAUUUUUAUCAAUUCCCGUCGCCCGAUCGACCAUUACGCGCUUCCGCUUCUUCAUCGAAUUCUUGAUCGCCUUUUUCCCUACCCUAAUCUCCGACAGGCAUAUAGAAAAGCUCUAUCCCCUAUCUGUCCCACAGAUACUACUUAUUCGCCCCUCUUCCUAACCCUGAAAAAUUUCGGUUUCACUCUGAGUCUUUCUGCUUUUGGUUUGUUUAUUGCUAGUGUCAUGUGGAGUCGCAUACAAUUUUAA